This is a messenger RNA of Lizanozyma spartinae, 1107 nucleotides long. RefSeq lists its product as uncharacterized. Bases 1 to 1107 code for a protein of 368 amino acids. The transcript has a single exon. NCBI's taxonomy places the organism in Eukaryota, Fungi, Ascomycota, Pichiomycetes, Serinales, Debaryomycetaceae. The record is from RefSeq and is a predicted model, not a curated record. Gene Ontology annotation, cellular component: mitochondrion.
AUGCACAUGUUCAAAAGUGCAUUGAGUUCUUUCCCUGGUUCACUUUUAUCCCAAACCAGAUUAGGAUCCCACUUGCUACCCAAAGGAAGACUUUAUAGUAGUCAAAACCGACUACUAAAAGAGGCAGCUGGACCAGGAACCUCUUUCAAGUCAGAAGGAAAUAAAGAUACAAAUUCGAAACAAGAUAAAAUUUCAAACGAUGAUGAUCAUAUAGAGCAAGAUACCAAGGAAACGCGAACUCCAACCACAGAAGAACGAUUACAGAAAUUAAAUAACCAUGAACACCGAAUUAUAUUGGAUAAAAGUCGAGCAGUAUCCAAACAUCAUCAUAAAAAUAAUAAUAAUGACAAUGAUAAUCCUGAACAUAGUAGCAAUGAACAUGAAGCAACGGAGCAGGCUCCUUUAGAAGACCAUCAUAAUUGUGAACCAUUAAUUGACGCAUUUAAUGAUAUGGAUCCUUACAUAGAUACUCAUGGAUGUUUUGUUGAACUUAGAAAUGCUGGUUUUACAGUCGAGCAAGCUGAUAUUAUAAUUAAACUUCUUUUAUGUCUGCUUAAUGAUAAACUUGGAAAGCUUGCUACGCAAUAUGCUCAGAAUUAUGAACUAGAAAAUGAACAAUACUUAUUUGAAUCUGCACAAGAAGAAUUGAGAGUUGAUGUCACCAGAUCUCGUGAGCUGCAUAUCCAUGAAAUGAUAAGUUUGAUAAACAUUCUUGAAAGAGAUUUUAGUAUUAUAAGUGAUGAAUUAACAACAGAAUUGAUUAACAUGAAGAAUACUAUUGAAGUGACAAUCAAUGACCAAAGACAAGAGAAUACUCUACUUAGUAAGAUGUUUAUUCUUAAAAUUCAAGAGGCAAAUCAUAAGAUCACUACUGAGUUGAUCUCUUCAAUGCGUUCGGAAAUUGAAAGUUUACGUUGGAAUUUAUCUAGAUGGGGUUUAAUGGCAAUUAUCACCAGUUUAUUCAUGGGAUGCUCCAUAGUUUACUUCAACAGAUUUACCAGAACUAACAAACAAGAGAGACAUGAAUUUACUCCUUUAGUCAUUUACGAACCAAGUGAAUUAGAAGAAGAUGAUUAUCAUGAUGAUUUAGAUAGAAGUGUGGUAUGA